AUGGCAGGCUUCAAGCGGGGCUAUGAUGGCAAGAUCGCUGGGCUUUAUGACCUCGACAAGACGCUUGGAAGGGGGCAUUUUGCUGUGGUGAAACUAGCCCGCCAUGUCUUCACUGGGGAGAAGGUAGCUGUGAAGGUGAUUGACAAGACUAAAUUGGACACAGUAGCUACAGGACACCUCUUCCAGGAGGUGAGAUGUAUGAAGCUAGUCCAACACCCCAAUAUCGUUCGUCUUUAUGAAGUUAUAGACACCCAGACAAAGCUUUACCUCAUUUUGGAGCUUGGAGAUGGAGGAGAUAUGUUUGACUAUAUCAUGAAACACGAAGAAGCACCGGAAAUUCUACUGGGAGAUGAGUAUGAUGCCCCAGCAGUAGAUAUCUGGAGUCUCGGGGUGAUCUUGUUCAUGCUGGUCUGUGGACAGCCUCCGUUUCAGGAAGCCAACGACAGCGAGACUCUGACCAUGAUCAUGGACUGUAAAUACACCGUACCAGUCCGAGUCUCCAGCACCUGCAAAGAUCUGAUAGACCGGAUGCUGCAGCGGGACCCAAAGCGUAGGGCCUCACUGGAGGAGAUCGAGACCCACCCAUGGCUGCAGGGAGUGGACCCCUCCCCAGCCACAAAGUUCAACACGCCCCUGGUGUCUCACAAGAACUUGUCUGAGGAGGAGCACAACAGCAUCAUCCAGCGGAUGGUUCUGGGGGACAUCGCUGACAGGGAGACCAUCGUAGAGGCUCUCGAGACCAACAAGUACAACCACAUUACAGCCACGUACUACCUGCUGGCCGAGCGAAUCCUGAGAGAGAAGCAAGAAAAAGAGGUCCAGCCGAGAUCUUCCAGUCCCAGCAACCUCAAAGCCCACUUCAGACAGUCGUGGCCGACACGAGUGGACAUGCACCAGGACAUUGAGGUCAGUUUAGCAGCGUCCUCCAUCUCUCAUGGGGGAGGUCCUCAGUCUCCGGCUCGCAGUGCUGAAAAUCUGCUCAACGGACACCGCUCCAAAGGCCUGUUGGAGCUGGGACGGAGAGAGGACACCACAGACUCUGUGGGGCAGGGAGCCACUGCUCCUCCUGCCCCUGGUCUAGGGUCCCUGAGGGCCCCUGCCCCAUCUACGUCAUCUACGUCCUCUAAACAGAGAGCCUGCCUCUUCAGGGUGGAGGAGGACGAGGAGGAGGAAGAUGAUCCCACUCCGUUGCCCUCUCAGGUGGUCCUCAGGAGGAAGCCCCCCUCCAUCACCAACAGACUGACCUCCAGAAAGAGUGCUCCUGUGCUCAACCAGAUCUUUGAGGAGGAGGGAGAAUCUGAUGAUGACUUUGACAUGGAUGAAGGUCUGCCUCCUAAACUCAGCCGGCUCCGGAUGAACAUGUCCCCUGGGUCUGGCCCUGCAGUGGGACAGGGGUCUCCAGGAGCCCCUCAGAAGCGUUACCACAGGAGGAAAAGCCAGGGGCGCGGCUCCUCCUGCUCCAGCUCUGAGACCAGUGACGACGACUCGGAGAGCCACAGGCGCAGGCUGGACAAAGACUCUGGUUUGGGCUGGAACAGGCGAGACAGCAGCGAGGGACCCCCGGGCAGCCAGGGGGGCUCUGGGGGCAGUGGGUCUGGAGGGCCUUCUGGUGAGGGAGGGGGGAGUUCAGACACAGGGGGGAGUCCUGGAGGAGGAGGCGGGGACAGUGGGACAGGAGGAGGAGGGCCAGCAGGGGGCAGUAAAGGACAGCACAGCCCGUCGUCCUGCUGCAACAACAGCAGCUUCUCAAGCCCCGCCCCCACUGUGCUGCGGGGGUCUCGGGGGUCUGUGAUGGAGAGUCUGAAGCUCAUGAGUCUGUGUUUGAGCUCGCAGCUGCAGAGGGGGCGGAGCCACAGAGGCGUCACGGAGGCUCAGAACAUCAUCAAGGAGCGCUCGGCCUGGAGGAUGUGCUUUGGCUCCACAGGAAGUCUGGACACCAUCACACUCCCCACCACUGCAGCCUCCUGUCACCACAGCGCCCCCCGCAGGCCACACACUCACAGCACCCCUGCCCUCAAGAACGGGGUCCUGCAACUACCUCUGUGCGAAAAGACCAUCUCUGUGAACAUCCAGCACGGGCCCAGAGAUGGCCUGCUCUGUACCUCAGGCCCGGCCUCCUGCUGCCAGGUCAUAUGA
Messenger RNA from Knipowitschia caucasica, 2136 nucleotides. NCBI's taxonomy places the organism in Eukaryota, Metazoa, Chordata, Actinopteri, Gobiiformes, Gobiidae. The record is from the annotation of a GenBank genome assembly.